AUGGCCGGCGCUACUAAGCUUCAGGUCUGCGUGGCGCUGAUGGUGGCGGCGGCGAGUGGGCAGCUAGCCGACGGCGCCGUGGAUCGUUAUUUUGUGCUAUCGUGCAUGUCGCCGUGCUUGGAUUACAUCAGAGGGAAGGGCCCCUUGGUGCCGGCUUGCGCUGACAGGCGGGAGGAUCUGGGAUCGGCGGGAUUUGAUCUUCAGCCGCUGUUGGAUUUGUGGAUGAUGGCCCUGUUUGAGCUUCAUUAG
Molecule: messenger RNA, 249 nt
Organism: Linum tenue
Lineage: Eukaryota; Viridiplantae; Streptophyta; Magnoliopsida; Malpighiales; Linaceae
Source: the annotation of a GenBank genome assembly